AUGAUCAGCAGCUACCAUAGCCACACUCUGUUACCAAACCAGUGUGGCUCGAGCCUUGUCCAAACCAUCGACGCGCCGCUGCCCCUGGUCUGGUCCGUCCUCCGCCAAUUCGACAACCCUCAAGCCUACAAGCAGUUCAUCAAGAGCUGCAGCAUGCGUGCCGGCAAUGGAGGCAUCGGAAGCAUCCGGGAAGUCGUGGUUAAAACCGGCUUGCCGGCGAAAAACAGCAUGGAGAGGCUGGAUGAGCUCGACGACAACAUGCAUGUCAUGCAUUAUAGCAUUGUUGGUGGAGAUCACAGGCUUGCAAAUUACAGUUCUACCACUACCGUGCACAGAGAAGAGGAAGGGAAGGCUGUUGUGAUUCAGUCGUAUGUGGUGGAUGUGCCUGCCGGGAGCAGCGAGGAGGACACUUGUUUGUUUACUAAUACGAUCAUCGGCUGCAAUCUUAAGUCGCUGGCUAAAGUCACAGAAAAGAUGGCUGCUAAUAAUUAA
This is a messenger RNA of Prunus armeniaca (apricot), 492 nucleotides long. The record is from the annotation of a GenBank genome assembly. Lineage: Eukaryota; Viridiplantae; Streptophyta; Magnoliopsida; Rosales; Rosaceae.